Sinocyclocheilus anshuiensis is the source of this 1618-nucleotide messenger RNA. RefSeq names its product inhibitor of nuclear factor kappa-B kinase subunit alpha-like. Lineage: Eukaryota; Metazoa; Chordata; Actinopteri; Cypriniformes; Cyprinidae. Gene Ontology annotation, molecular function: IkappaB kinase activity; ATP binding. The record is from RefSeq and is a predicted model, not a curated record. The coding region runs from base 356 to 1618 and encodes 420 amino acids. Gene Ontology annotation, biological process: positive regulation of transcription by RNA polymerase II; peptidyl-serine phosphorylation; tumor necrosis factor-mediated signaling pathway. Gene Ontology annotation, cellular component: cytoplasm; IkappaB kinase complex. The transcript is spliced from 12 exons.
UUUGACUGGAGUAGCAGCUGACUAUCCAAUCAUCAAUCAUCAAUUUAGGGCAGCAAUUUUUAGUUGUUUUGAAUUUCAGGUGCUCUCUGGUCGACGUUUUACCGUGCCUGGUGUUAUGGAAAGCUGACAUUUGGAGGCUUGUAAGAGACUGCAGGCCAACAGUUCACAUCGAGUUGUUUACGUUUAACGUUAGCUAGUUAGCCAGUUAGCAAAUCUGACAUCCGAUGCUCGUUUUAGGAUGAAAUGGAUAGCUUUGUUGUUUCCCAUGGAUUAAUACGUUCGUUUAACAGGUCACACAAUUUUCCACAUCAGAUGUGGUCGGUUCAAGCAAAUUAGAAACACAAACUGACGCAAGAUGGAGAAACCUCCUUUCAGACAGAAUCAGGUCUGUGGGUCAUGGCUUAUGAAGGAGAGGCUGGGGACAGGAGGAUUUGGACAUGUCUACCUGUAUCAAAAUCAGGAAACCUCGGAAAAGAUUGCUGUGAAGCUCUGUCGCCUUGAACUUAAUGCAAAAAACAAAGACAGAUGGAGUCGAGAGAUCCAGAUUAUGAAAAAGCUGAAGCACCUUAAUGUGGUGACAGCAAAGGAUGUGCCUGAGGAGAUGAUGCACAUUGCCUUGAACGAUUUACCGCUUUUAGCCAUGGAAUACUGUUCCAAGGGAGACCUUCGAAAGUUACUCGGCAAGCCAGAAAAUUGUUGUGGGUUAAAAGAGAGUGAGGUGUUGGCGCUACUCAAUGAUGUUGGUUCUGGAAUCCAGUACCUCCAUGAGAAUAAGAUCAUUCACCGAGAUCUCAAACCAGAGAAUAUUGUGCUACAAGAUAUCAAUGGAAAGCUUGUCCACAAGAUAAUCGACCUUGGCUAUGCCAAAGACCUAGACCAGGGGAGCCUAUGUACUUCAUUUGUGGGGACUUUACAAUAUCUGGCUCCAGAGCUGUUUGAAGGCAAGUCGUACACAGUCACUGUGGACUAUUGGAGCUUUGGCACCAUGAUCUUUGAGUGCUGCUGUGGAUUUCGGCCGUUUCUUCAUAAUCUUCAGCCUGUGCAGUGGACCAGCAAAGUGCGAAACAAAGGUCCUAAGGACAUAAUGGCUGUAGAAGACAUGAAUGGCGAAGUCCGCUUUUCCACCUGCCUUCCAUACCCCAACAAUCUGAGCAGGACACUACUGGAGCCCUUGGAGGGGCUGCUACAGCUGAUGCUAAAGUGGGACCCAGUACAGAGGGGAGGAGGAUUGAAUCCAGAAACAAAACAGCCCCAAUGCUUUGCUCUUCUAGAUCAAAUAUUGAACAUGAAGGUUGUGCACAUCUUAAACAUGACAACAACCCAGGUUCACUCAUUUCUGCUUAGCCCAGAUGAAGGGCUUCAUUCUCUGCAACAAAAGAUUGAGACCGAGACCAACAUCGAACUUUUGAAUCAAGAGCUUCUGCAGGAAACAGGAGUCAUGUUAGAUCCCAGGAAACCUGCUGCACAGUGUGUGUUAGAUGGAGUAGCACAAAACGGCACACGAAGCUCUGUGAGUCAGAGUGGAGAGAUGCCCUCCUCGCUGUCAACAUGGAACCAGACUCAAGCCCAGUGCUCCUCUCGCCUGCCCAUGUCCCUGCAAGUGCCACACGAGGGGUAA